UAUCGUGGUAACUAACGUUAACAUUACAUUGAUAUUAAUGUAAAAACAAGGCGUUUUACUCAAUUCUAGAGAUAAACAUUACAUUAUGGGUGGUUCUGGCUCUACCCAGCUAUGCCAGAAAACAGUGGCUAUGGUUAAAAAUGAAAUAGCCAGCAACAAAAUACAAAUGUUUUCGAAGACUUACUGUCCAUAUUGCAAAAUGGCGAAAGACGUUUUAAAUGAGAUUUGUGUGCCAUACAACGUGAUGGAAAUAGAAAAUCGUGACGAUGGCCCCGAAAUUCAAAAAGUUUUAAAAGAUAUAACUGGCUCAAGUUCGGUUCCACAAGUAUUUAUCAACGGUCAAAGCAUUGGAGGUGGUACUGAAACAAAAAAGUUACACGAAAAUGGAAAACUUUUAGAACUUAUUAACUCUCAAUAGACCUCAUUAUAUGUCAUUGCAUUUUAUGUUUCUUUAUUAUUUUUGGUAUUUAUGAGUUGUAUGUUAAAACUUAACUUAUAAUGUCCAAUUAUAAGUUGUUUAAUACCUCCCAAUAAAUUGCAUGACUGCUACAUAAUAUGUAUAUACAAUAAAUAAUAUUGCAUUAUUUGUUUAUUUUUGUUUGUUGUCACAUGAUAUUGGUGUACGUACUCGUUCAGUGGGGCUUUAGUUUUAUUGUCAAUUGUUUCACAGAUAUUCUUGUUAUCUGUUUAAAUAAUGGAUGAUUUUAUCAAAUUGAUGUGGAAAUAAAUUUUGUUUUUAUAGGACACUAACCGAUGGAGGCUCCUGUCUCUAAAAAGGGUCUGGUCUUAACAGCAGGAAGAUACAGACUUCUGCAACCCAUUGUUAUCAGUAGAGGCAUUCUGCAAGCUACUGACAGUUCUGAUAAUGAAGGAAGUUUAGUUUCUGCAACAAAACCUCUCAAACCAGCCUCCCCAAAGCAAGGGAAUGAAAAUAUUUUGUUUAAUUUGCCCACAAUACCCAAUGUUAGAGUAAAGCAAGAGGUUGAGGUUGUGAAGCAAUAUUUAAAAGACACUUUCAUUGAACAACAUAUGAAGAGAUUUACUUCAGCUUUGCUUCAGAACGAGAUAUUACCAUACAAUCCAUACCCUGGCUUUAUUCGACGAUUUCGAAAAUUAGCUGAAAGGUUUCAUAUGGAGAAAAAGUCCUUGCAGACAAUACGCUCAAAAUUGGACUUUCCAGCUUCAAGUGAGAAUGGUGUUUUAUACACAUCUCAAUACCCUAACUCGGAUAUAUGGGGCCUUGAACACAUUGUGGGUCAUAUCAACCCUAAAACUAUUGAAGGAUACAGGGGAAUGGUAGAAUCAUCUACCAUAUCUAGUGAAGUUGCCACAAAUGUGCUCAAAAGUGAGGUGACUGUUCUCACAUCUCUAAGCGGGCCUUGCAUAUUCUGCCAUUCAUUCUACAGUGAAUGGAGCCAUCUUGAAAUCAAAGUUGCCAUUGUUGUUUCAUCAAAUGAUAUCUCUAUAGCUGCCAAGACCUUCACAUCUGUGCUAGUACAAGAUUUAAAACAAAUGUCGGACCAUAAAGAUCAUAUCUUAACAGAUGUAACAAUACCUGUUGAAGAGGAAGAUGGGUGGACGACUGUUUCUGUUCCUCGAAGAGAACUUGCAUCUCUUCUUAAAAACUCCUCACCAGACGAGGACUUCGUCCGGAGCAUUGUGCAUGGAGUUGUGUCAAAAAAGAGGAUUUUAUCAACUUGCUUGUUAUGGGAUGUUAGAGCUUCAAAAGUUGUACCUUGUACCAAGCAGUAUAACAUGCUGCUGCUACAAGGGAGUUCUGCUGGACAGACUGGUCUAAAUAGGCCUGUAAAAAGUCCAUCUGGAACCCCACGUCUUGUGAUAUCAACUUUACCUUUCCAAGCUUUACAUGAAGGAGUUUUCAUCAAGAAACAACACGCAGAGGAAUAUCUAUCACUAUUUCAAAGAUAUUACACAACUGGUGUACCGCAACCAAUUGCAAAUCAAGCAAGAAAUCGUCGAACUAAACCUGCACUUAACGGCGAUCCUAUGAGAACGGAGAUGCUGCAACCAAUCUUGCAGGCUUGGCAAAUGAAAGUGGCAAGUGAGCCUUUAGAGUCUUCAGCAUUUGGUUCUGUGCAUUACAUGCUCUUGAUGCAUCUUGCUGAGACAAGAGUAAAGACUUUUGCCAACCACACAGAGCAGGACCUAGCGAUACAGAUCUGUAGAUUUUACAGCAGUACUGCUGCCCUUCUUAAAUCUGUCACUUUAUACUCUCCUCUUAUUGAAGAGCUUCUCUCCUCUUCAGAGAGCAACCUCUCCAAGAUCACGGAUGAUUUCGUCUCUUUUUAUCGACGAAGAUUGCUAGAAAUAGUGGAUGCCGAUUUGCUUUCAAGAUCCACACAAAUGGAGUCGUUAAAAUUACAAAUUGAUUCAAUAUUUCAAAAUGGCGGCCACGAUUCAUAUCACGCUACUUUAAUGCCAUCACAUCUAAGACAACUCUCAUAUUAUAUAUCAACUGUUAUACUUUGUUAUACAGAAGAUGCCUUGGACAGGUGCCAAGCCAUUGUAUCGUUAAAAUCUCAACUGAAUCAGAAUUACCUCCACCUGACCCCACCUAUUAUUAUGUUACCAAAACAAACCCAGUUUAAACAUGGAAUUGUAAACCCAUCAUGGACUGAUGUGGAUAAACUAAAAAUCAGUCGUAAAGAUUGCGUCUCAAACCUACAAGUCCCAAAAGCUGUUGCCUUACAAUACGCUAUCAUGCAGUAUUCAUCAGAUGUUAGAUUGGAUGAGACAUGGAUGAGAUUCCUGCAUCAUUUGCUCCUCCAGGAGCAGCAUCUACCUCCAAACCCUUUUCCGUUACUAAUUUCUCAUCUUAGAAGAUCAAGUAUAAGUGUCCACACCAAGUUCGAACACGAUAACACUGCCGUAAACCGAUUAAUUCAAAACAAGGUCGCUGUUUUUGACUCCAGUAAUAACAUAUUUACUGUCAAUGGAACAUCUGCCUUUGGAAAAAAGUCAUCAUUACUUUUACUAAACCUUAAAGGUUUCCGACAAGUUUCGGAAAUCUCAGCUCAUGUCGCACUUUCACCACCCGGUGAUGCUCUUACUGGGGCGCCAAUUUCUUCCGAACAAUUUCAGGUUGUACCAUGUAUAUGUGUUGUACCACCAAGUACGUACCACGGCUCACUUUCCCCAUACUUAUGUACAUUGUAUUUAAGCGAACAUUGUUUUGUGCGUGGACCAAUUGGACAGCUGCAUAAAGGGGCGGCUGCCUUGGCUAAAAUCUUAAAAUCUCAUCUGGCCAAGCUAAAAAGUUCGGGUAUUAUUUUACACCAGGCCAAGUUUGGUGGUGUGAUCCUCAACCUUAAAAAUGCAACCAAUUUUAGCAGGUUUGAGAGUGAGUUCUCUGCUGCUUCGAGUGGUGGUCAAGAAAUUAACAUUUCUUUUUACUUCCCGUUGUCAUGGCGAUAUGUUCUUGUGAAAAAACAGAUGUUUGUAUAUUAUGUAGAAGGAAAAACAGACAGAGCAACCUUAAUGUCCAGUAGUACAAAUUCAGCCGGUGAAGAAUAUUCAAUUUUUUUCCAUCCUGCUGAUGCGCUUUACUGCUUUCGUUCCAACAAGUCGCACAUGAGCGAUUUUGGGGAUGUUGCACUCAUUGAUGCAUGGAAAUCAUGUGACUGGUCAAGGAUGAUUAGUUUGCUCACUAUAAAAGCAAUUUCCCUGCAUGAAAACUCAGACACAGAUAACAGCUUAAGAAAUGAAAUACUCGCUUUUUGCUUGCGGUAUAACAACAGUGUCCCUGGAAAUAUAGAUUAUGUAAUAGGAAUGGGCCAAGCAUUGGAAGGGGUUAUUAACAUGGCUGUAACGGCAAUGGAAAACAAUAUUGACUUGGUUGGUGUUAUUGAUCAAGCACUGGUAGAAAAAAUGGCUUUAGAAUUCAAAAUUAAGCUUGGAUUGGUUUUUGCCGUUGAAUCUACACUUAGUUGUAGUUGUAUGGUGGAUUUUCUUUUGAGAAAAUUGCAACCAGUGGCAUUUCGUGACCAAAAGACAAACGCAGUUUUCGUUAAGUACGAUGCAAAGUCUACGUCUACAUUACAAGAAGUACUUUGCAACAUGAUUGAAAUAAGGAACUCGAUAGCGCUUGAUUUACUGCACGCUACACCAUCUGUGUAUGAACAUCUCAUGAAAUGUAGACAAACCAACAUCUAAAAUAUCCAUUCGUUUUUUAUCUUUUAAAUAGCAGAUAUAGUUUGCUCAAAUUUGAUUAUUUCAACAAUUUUGUUUUUUAACUCCAUAUUGAUAUCAUUAUGUAGUAGAGUAGGGUGAGGAAGUAUGGGACACCUUUUUAUUCUAUUUUCUUACUCCAUUUGGUAGUAAAUAAAGAACAUUCAAGGAAUUAUAAGCCCUUGACUCCCUCUAACGGUGAGUAAGUGUUUAAAACACGUUCAGGAUAUUAUGUGCUGAAGGUGUCCCAUUUCCCCCCACCCUACUGUAUAUAUAUAUAUAUAUAUAUAUAUAUACCAUGUUUUAUUGUAUUUUUUUAAUUAAACAGGUAAAUACACACUUCAGGUAAAUAGGCAUUUAGUAUAACAAAUUCUGAUCAUGCAACUAUAGAGCCAUCUUAUGAAUGAAUUCAUGUAAUCUACUUUA
Molecule: messenger RNA, 4614 nt
Organism: Ciona intestinalis (vase tunicate)
Lineage: Eukaryota; Metazoa; Chordata; Ascidiacea; Phlebobranchia; Cionidae
Source: RefSeq, a predicted model, not a curated record